Molecule: messenger RNA, 1286 nt
Organism: Haliotis rubra (blacklip abalone)
Lineage: Eukaryota; Metazoa; Mollusca; Gastropoda; Lepetellida; Haliotidae
Product: complement C1q-like protein 4
Exons: 3
Coding region: 450-1175 (241 amino acids)
Molecular function (GO): protein binding
Source: RefSeq, a predicted model, not a curated record
UAUGGUGUAGAGCGUGGCUUCAGCAGCUAUAGGACGAGGCAAGACACACGACGAAGACACAAGACAUUGAUACGCCGGGGAUAGUUAAUCUAUAUUUGAUUUGCCAAGUGAUCGUUGUGGCUUAGAAAUCACUCCAACUUAAUUAGAACGAAUCUGCCUGUAAUUUCAAGCAAGCUCUUUGAAGGUAAUUGGCCUUACGAUACGAGCUGGAUUAUGUGAGAUGUGCAAUGAAUACGAAAACAAAAAGUUUAAAAGAGGCCGCUAUCGAUCUUCGGAUCUAGACAGACAAUGUGAAAAUCGAUCUCGACCUUCGCUGACACAACUGGUGUGUGUACUAGGAACAGUUUGGGGCUUGCCCACAUUUUAUACGAUAUUCUAUCUCUUUGUGAUACGCCUUUCUCCGAGUUAAAAACUGAAUCUGCGGGCGUGUCUUGUUUUGAAGGAAAGGCAUGAGUUGUGUUUCUUUUAUAUUGCUGACGCUGACGUCGACAUGGUCAAUGACGAUAGUCUUGUCCGAAGACGCUGGACGUUCUGUCUUGUCAGAGAGGAAGAAACUGAAGGACGACUUUUACAAACCUGAUAUCGAGAAGUUCUGUAGCCUGGAGGUGGCUUGUGAUGGCGUGAGUGGUACUCGUAUCCCCAUUCAACUCCCCCGGGGUCGCGACGGCAGUAACGGUGCUCGCGGACCCACCGGUCCCUCCGGACCACGAGGAAGGAAUGGAGCACGGGGACCGGCAGGACCGCCCGGAAAAGCUAGUACUGGAGUAAGACCAUCGGCAUUUAUGGUUGGAACUAUCGCCCAUCGCUACCCACACAGUCACAAGAAACAGCGGGAAGUCUUGAUCUACGACUACGUCUUGACCAACGCUGGCAAAGACUACGACAACGUCACUGGCAUCUACUCGGCGCCGCUGAAUGGAACGUAUAGCUUCACAGUAACCUUCGCCGCCCACGCUGGUAAAGAGGCAGCGGGUGAGUUGAGGGUAAGCGGGAGCGACACCUUCAUUGGUCGGGUGUGGGCCAUCAGCCGCCCCUCCUGGACCAUGUCUUCCAACACAUUCGUCAUCCAACUUAAAGAGGGACAGAGGGUUUGGAUCAAGCCCAUCGAAUCAGCAUUGCAGCUCUAUGGAAACUUCUACUGUACCUUUUCAGGGCAUGCCUUGUUCUACGACUAGAUAGAAUGUGUGUGAUAGCGUGUACUAGACCCAACACACAUGUAACACGUUGUAGACACAUGUAACACGUUGUACUUGACUCAACACACAUGUAACACGUUGUACUAGACC